This is a messenger RNA of Aquila chrysaetos chrysaetos, 1907 nucleotides long. It is a transcript of the gene PIP4K2C, whose product is annotated as phosphatidylinositol-5-phosphate 4-kinase type 2 gamma. Gene Ontology annotation, molecular function: phosphatidylinositol kinase activity. The transcript is spliced from 10 exons. NCBI's taxonomy places the organism in Eukaryota, Metazoa, Chordata, Aves, Accipitriformes, Accipitridae. The coding region runs from base 26 to 1252 and encodes 408 amino acids. The record is from RefSeq and is a predicted model, not a curated record. Gene Ontology annotation, biological process: phosphatidylinositol metabolic process.
GUGGGGGCGGGCGGAAGCGGCGGCCAUGGCGGCGGCGGCGGCGGCAGCGACCGGGCCCGCGGCGCCGCGUACCAAGACCAAGAAGAAGCAGAAGCGGUUCGUGCCGCAGCGGGUGAAGGUGCCGCGGGCCGCCGACCCGCUGCUGGCCGUGCUGGCCUGGGGCGUCAACCACCAGAUCAGCGAGCUGAGCCAGGUCCCGCUGCCCGUCAUGCUGCUGCCCGACGACUUCAAAGCCAGCUCCAAAAUCAAGGUCAACAACCACCUCUUCAACCGGGAGAACCUGCCCAGCCAUUUCAAGUUCAAGGAGUACUGUCCCCAGGUCUUCCGCAACCUCCGUGAGCGCUUCGGCAUCGACGACCAGGACUACCAGGUGUCGCUGACGCGGAGCCCCCCGCACUGGGAGGGCAGUGACCGGCGGUUCCUGCUCUCCUCCGACCGGACGCUGGUGGUGAAGGAGCUGUCGAGCGAGGACGUGGCCGACGUCCACGGUCUCCUGUCCCACUACCACCAGUACGUGGUGCAGUGUCACGGCAGCACGCUGCUGCCUCGCUUCCUGGGGAUGUACCGGGUGAGCGUGGACAGCGAGGAGACCUACCUCCUCGUCAUGAGGAACAUGUUCAGUCACCGCCUCCCCGUCCACAGAAAAUACGACCUGAAGGGCUCCCUCGUGUCCCGAGAGGCCAGCGACAAGGAGAAGGGCAAGGACCUGCCCACCCUGAAGGACAUGGACUUCUUGAACAAGAACGAGAAGGUCUAUGUGGGUGAGGAGGACCAGAAGGACUUCAUGGAGAAGCUCAAGAGGGACGUGGAGUUCCUGGUGCAGCUGAAGAUCAUGGACUACAGCCUGCUGCUGGGCAUCCACGAGGUGGGGCGGGCAGAGCAGGAGGAGGAGGAGGAGGUGGAGGAAGAAGAGGGCGGAGGGGGUGACGAGGGGGGGGCUACAGUCUGGGGGGGCUCCUACGGGACCUCCCCCGAGGGCAUCGGCAGCUACCUCAACUCACACCGCCCCCUCGGCCCCGGCGACUUCGACCCCUACGUCGACGUCUACGCCCUCCGCGGAGCCGAGGCUGCCCCCCGACGGGAGGUGUACUUCAUGGGCCUGAUCGACGUCCUCACCCAGUACGAUGCCCGCAAGAAGGCGGCGCACGCGGCCAAGACCGUCAAGCAUGGGGCAGGAGCGGAGAUCUCCACAGUGCACCCCGAGCAGUACGCCAAGCGCUUCCUCGACUUCAUCACCAACAUUUUCGCCUAGGGGGGGCCCCCCCCGGACCAAGAGCACCCCCCCCCCUCCCCACGGGGUGUGCAGUCCCCCCCCCACUCAGCGUGCACAGCCCCACUCCGGGCCCCCCAGUCACCCCCUCGGGUGUGGGGCCCCCCCACGGCAGCUUCCCCCACCCCAGCAGGCGGGGGCUUUGCUACUUAAGUGCCUUAACUUUAUUUGAGGGGGGGGGGGGGGGGGGGGGUCCAGCCCUGCCCCCCCCUCAAGCAGUUGGGACCCUUCUGCACCCCCCCCCCCCCCCCAAUGCGGGGGGCAGGAAUCAAACACUACUUGCCCCAGGGUGAGGGGGUAUCCCCCCUUAUUCCUCUCUGGGGGGGGCAGCACCCCCUUUUCUGUGGAGGACCUAGGGGUGGGGGUACAGCCCCUGCCCCCCCCCCUUCUAAGCCAGGCUUGGGGGCCAUUCCUUGCCCCCCCCCUCCAUGUGGGACCUGGGGGGGGGGGCAUCAGACACCCCCCCCCUUUACUGCAGCCCUUAAGGGUGACCCCAGUUCCCAUGGGGGGAGGACCCUGGCCUUGUGUGACCCCCCCGGGGGGUGGGCUCUGGGGGGUGAUAUUCCCCCCCUCUCAUACGAGGCGGUCCUUGGGGGUUGUCCCCAGACCCUACCCCCCCCCCCCUUUACCUAUUGGG